AGAUUAAGAAAGUUAUCACAUUGCCUCUUCUUGUUUUCACUCUCACCUGUAAUCAGAUGAUGAGAUAACGACUUGUGUUGGAGGAAAAGACUUCAUCAUUUUUUUGUUUCAUUAAAUGCUAAUGACAACUAAAUAAGUACAUCAAUUCGUGUGAUGUACUUAAAGACAGUACUGGUACUUUCCUUGGUUAUUUCCAUUUUGCGCUACACUGCAAAUUUUCAGAGGGAUGUGUGGUUUUACUCCAGCAUGGGUUAACUAAAAAUGUAUAAUAAUAUAGAAUAGUAAUAAUAUUGGUUUAUAUAUAUAUUCCAACAACAUUAAUAAAAUUCCACAAUUUUGAAUUGCCAUUUCCUAAAUACCAUACAUAAUGGUCCUUCAGGUCAACAUGUAACAUUUGCAUUCCGUCCCAUACAAAUAUUGAAGUACUUGGCACCCUAAAAGUUUCACCUGCAUUAUGCUUUUGCAUUAAUUUAAAUAUUUCCAUCACUUUUGGUACUUCUACUACAUUUUGGACACAAAGGACUUCACAUUUCUUUUAGAUUAGUUACUUUGCAGAUUUAGAGUAUUAAUACAAAAUAUGAAUAAUAUGUUAUUAACUGAGUUUGGUCUGAAUAAAGUGAAUAUAAUGAGCCCUAACUUUACCAGGUGCAAUUCUAAAGUAGUAAACGUACACUUGAUUGAUGCAUCAUUAUAAUCCAGUAUUGAUUCUAAAAAUGAGCCAUUCUGCAGGAUGUAUUGUUAGUGUGCAAAGGUUCCCAUGACGUAAUCCUGAGCCAGCUGUACUCGCUGUCUCGCGAUAUUCCGCGAGGUGCUAAGUUGAAGAAACAUGGCGUCGUCAAAUUUGUUAAGGAACAAAGGGUCCCUGCAGUUUGAGGACAAGUGGGAUUCGAUGCGGCCCAUCGUUCUCAAGCUGCUCAGACAAGAAGCCGUCACCAAGCAACAGUGGUUCGACUUGUUCUCAGAUGUCCAUGCUGUGUGUCUAUGGGAUGACAAAGGACCAGCUAAAAUCCACCAAGCCCUUAAAGAGGACAUCCUAGACUUCAUUAAACAAGCACAGGCUCGGGUGCUGAGCCACCAGGACGACACAGCCCUGCUAAAGGCCUACAUUGUAGAGUGGCGGAAGUUCUUCACCCAGUGCGACAUCCUGCCCAAACCCUUCUGUCAGCUGGAGAUCACGCUCAUGGGCAAACAAGGCAGCAACAAGAAAACAAACAUGGAGGACAGCAUCGUGCGCAAGCUAAUGUUGGACACGUGGAACGAGUCAAUCUUUUCCAACAUUAAGAGUCGCCUACAGGACAGUGCCAUGAAGCUAGUGCAUGCCGAGAGGCAAGGGGAGGCCUUCGACUCCCAGCUCGUUAUAGGAGUACGAGAGUCGUACGUCAACCUGUGCUCUAACCCAGAAGACAAGCUGCAGAUAUACAGGGAUAACUUUGAGAAAGCCUACCUGGACUCCACAGAGAGGUUUUACAGAACACAGGCACCGUCCUAUCUGCAACAGAAUGGUGUCCAGAACUACAUGAAAUAUGCAGACGCAAAGCUGAGGGAAGAGGAGAAGAGAGCGCUCAGAUAUCUGGAGACAUGUCGUGAAUGUAACUCUGUUCAAGCACUAAUGGAGUGUUGUGUUAAUGCCCUGGUGACCUCGUUCAAAGAAACCAUCCUUGUGGAAUGCCCGGGAAUGAUCAAACGAAACGAGACGGACAAGCUGCAACUGAUGUUUUCACUGAUGGACAAGGUUCCCAGCGGCAUCGAGCCCAUGCUGAAAGACCUAGAGGAUCAUAUUGUCCAUGCUGGACUAGCAGACAUGGUGGCUGCCGCCGAAACAAUCACAUCCGACUCCGAGAAGUACGUGGAGCAGUUGCUGACUUUGUUUAACCGCUUCAGUAAGCUGGUGAAGGAGGCUUUCCAGGAUGACCCUCGCUUCCUCACAGCCAGAGAUAAGGCGUACAAGGCCGUUGUCAAUGACGCCACAAUCUUCAAACUGGAGCUGCCUUUGAAGCAAAAAGGUGUGGGUAUGAAGACUCAGCCGGAGUCAAAGUGCCCUGAGCUCCUUGCAAACUACUGUGACAUGCUGCUGAGGAAAACCGCUCUGAGCAAGAAGCUCAGCUCGGAGGAAAUUGAGCUCAAACUCAAAGAAGUGCUCUUGGUUUUGAAGUACGUUCAGAAUAAAGACGUGUUCAUGCGCUACCACAAAGCCCACCUGACUAGGCGCCUGAUUCUGGACAUUUCGGCCGACAGCGAGAUUGAAGAGAACAUGGUGGAGUGGCUAAGAGAAGUAGGGAUGCCUGCAGAUUAUGUGAACAAGCUGGCCAGGAUGUUUCAGGACAUCAAAGUUUCAGAGGACCUCAAUCAGGUCUUCAAAGAGAUGCACAAACACAACAGGCUGGCACUGCCAGCGGACAGUGUGAACAUUAAGAUCCUGAAUGCCGGAGCGUGGUCGCGAAGCAGCGAGAAGGUUUUUGUCUCGCUGCCCACGGAGCUGGAGGACCUGAUUCCUGAGGUGGAAGACUUCUACAAGAGGAACCACAGUGGGCGCAAACUCCACUGGCAUCACCUCAUGUCCAACGGCAUUAUAACCUUUAAAAACGAGGUGGGGCAGUACGACUUGGAGGUGACGACGUUCCAGCUGGCCGUAUUGUUCGCCUGGAACCAGAGACCCAGAGAGAGAAUCAGCUUCGAUAACCUCAAAUUGGCCACGGAGCUGCCCGACGCAGAGCUUCGCCGCACACUCUGGUCUUUAGUGGCCUUCCCCAAGCUGAAGAGACAGGUGUUGUCUUAUGACCCCCCGGUCAGCUCGCCCAAAGACUUCACAGACAGCACGCUCUUCUAUGUCAACCAGGAGUUUUCACUCAUCAAAAACUCUAAAGUUCAGAAGCGAGGAAAGAUCAAUCUGAUUGGUCGGCUGCAGCUGACCACAGAGCGAAUGAGGGAAGAGGAGAAUGAAGGAAUCGUUCAGCUCAGAAUUCUCAGAACUCAGGAGGCCAUCAUCCAAAUCAUGAAGAUGAGGAAGAGGAUCAGCAACGCCCAGCUGCAGACAGAGCUGGUGGAGAUCCUGAAGAACAUGUUCCUGCCUCAGAAGAAGAUGAUCAAGGAGCAGAUUGAGUGGCUCAUCGAACACAAGUACAUAAAGAGGGAAGAGGCGGACAUCAACACCUUCAUCUACAUGGCCUAGGCAGAGAGCGAGAGAGAUAUAGAGUGAGGGAUGGAACGCUGCCUCGCUCGGCUGUAUUACUACUGGGCUACCGCCGUUUUAAAAACUUUGCGAGAGGAGAAGGAGCAAAAAGAAUGCAUGAGGGAGCGCGAGAAGUAAGGGGUGCGUUCAAGGAGGAGGAGCCUUGUCAAACAAUAGUAAUAUUUAUUUGUGUUUGUGAGACGCCUGUCAGUGUGUUACGGAGGUGAGAGUAAAGUCGUCCGACUGUCUGUAUCCCCUGCCCUCUGGUGUCUGAUCAGACGCGGGGAGAAACACCGUCUGCGCUUAGCGGCUGAGAGGAAAAGAGAUGGUGACAAAAUUCAGUGAAAUACUUCCUGCCUUUCUUUGUCAGUCAGGAACUGUGGAGAAGGAAUCACAAGGAGGUCCGAAAGAACAAAAAUAACUAGCUGAUGUCAAUCCUUCGCUUUCACUUAAUGCCAUCUUUGCGGCAGCCAUUUUGCAUACCUCCUUCUCUACAUAUGUCCUUUUUUUGAACUGGGAAUGCAAAAACAAUGUAAAGCUGCAAGUGAAAACUGCCAUUGAGGAGGAACGGACACCGCUGGAGACAUUAAAACUCCUGUUGCGUAUUUUUGCCAAAUUGUGUGUGUGUGUGUGUGUGUGUCUGCGUGUGUGUGUGGCGUGUGCGCGCCUUCAACAGCAUGCUGCUCUAUGAUUUUUGUUUGUUUGUUGGAGGAUAUGUCACACUUUGUGGUUGCGUCUAAGAACUUUGGGAAAUCCUGACCCACCCCCCCCUUUUUUUGAAAUUAUAAUAAUUCUUUUUUUCUUCUUCUUUUGUCUGUCAACGUGUGAACAACUGUUGACUGUGACUUAAUUUUGUGUCGUUCUCUGAUUCUUUUUCAAAUGUCCUUUUUCAACUGAACUUGCUAGGAAGAGGAAAGACAACAGUGAAUGUGUGGGAUUUAAUUUAAAUGUAUUUAUUCAGUAUUUAUGAAAUAUAUUGCUUUCAUUUAUUAAAAUGUUUUGUUUUUUUCAUGUAUUGUCUUAUAACAGAUGUUUUCUCAGCGUGCAUCCAUUGUGGUGACGCAGCAUUUCUUUCUUUCUUCUGCAACUCUGUCGUCUUAUGAGAAAAAGUUAGUGUUUAGCCAAAUUUGAUCUCCACCUUUACCGAUUUUGAUUCACACCUGCAGUUUGUCCAAAUGCUGAAAUGGCUUCCGUCAAUUUGAGAUAUCACUCUUCAAGCCAGAAAGAGUCAUUCUUGUUACUAGCCACUGUUCUGAGAAUGUGAAAGCUUCUUCUUUUUGUUUUCUGAUUUUGAAGUGUCGGGCUUGAGGCAAAACAAAAAUCGAUCCCAUUGUGCCAUUCUAUUCUUCAGGCACAGACCAUUUAGCAUAUGAUUGUGUGUUCCUAAACUUCAAAAUCAACAACUUUUGACACAGCUGUAACGUCAUGACCUCCACUCAUGUGAUCCUCCCAAAUAAGUCAGUCAAAAUCCUAAAAAAAUAAUUAUCUCGCUUAUCGCCUCCAUCCAGGAGGAGUAAUUUUCUCCUACAGAAAUGGUCCUAGAAUGCAAAGCAACAGAAAAACAAUCUUCUAUUAUGUUGUAUUUCCACAUCCUUGCAGGCAUAUAUGAUUGAAAUGAGCCAAAUUAGAGAAUAAGGCAUUCUGGGAAAUGUAGGUUAUUAAAGUAGAUGACAAUUUGUAAAACAUGCUGGGGGCAAAGUUGAUCCAUCAAUCUCUCUUAUAUCGCUUCAAUUUUAUUCUGCGUUUAGAGUUGAUCAGCAAAUGUAAGCAUGCAAGCAUUAAGGCCUCAGAGUGGUAAACGGGGUAAACAUUAUGCCUGCAUGUUAGCAAUGUCUAAUUCUCAACUCUUCGUCAGCAUUGUCUAAAAUGUGGAAAAUCGAUUGUAUGCAAAGAAUUAACGUUCUUUGCUUCAUAAAAGUAGAAUUUAUACCAGAAGAGUUGGAUUGCAUCACACCGGUCAGUAUGUAUGUGUAAGCAAUGGGGUGGCCACUGAGUAAAGAGCUCUCUUUUUAAAUGUUGAUUCAACUUUAAUUUAAUUUUUGUAUUUCUGGUACCGAAGUGUUUAACAAGCUGCACCGAAAAUAUAGUUUAUCUUUUUUGUAAAGCAUUAACAGCAUUAAAAGAUGUCACUUUCCUCCACUUUUUCUUUUGACAUACUGAACAUCUUGGUUUGCUGCCCUUAUUUAUUUUGCAUUCUACAUUUUGUUUAACGUUUAACAAUAGAUUCAUGUGUUCUGUCCAAUCAAUAAUCAGUAUUAGCUCGGGAAGCUGAAACCUCCAUUGACAUCUGGUUAAACUUCAGUCAGUGUUUUUUUUUUUAAAACCUUAGGAGCUGGCUUUGGUUGCUAUGGUUACUGUGUUUUCCUCCUUGGAUCCUUCUGUACCCGCCCUCCCAUCAGCACCGACCUUCCAGAGGCGGCCACUCUACCUGUAGCCUUGCAUCAUAGCGACACUUGAACUAAACACAGUCGCUUAAAAUCGAAACUAGACAAAUGUUUUUUCAUGCCAUCGAGGGAAGCUGUGGCGCGUCGGGUUGGUUAGAACGGGUUCAACUACUUUGAUGUGCUGCUUUGUUCUGCUUGUUACACUUUUUGAAAAGCUGAGUAUUUUAUUUUCUGGCAAAAAUAAAACAGUAAACAACUGUA
Molecule: messenger RNA, 5814 nt
Organism: Pungitius pungitius (ninespine stickleback)
Lineage: Eukaryota; Metazoa; Chordata; Actinopteri; Perciformes; Gasterosteidae
Product: cullin-5-like
Exons: 19
Coding region: 827-3169 (780 amino acids)
Biological process (GO): protein ubiquitination; SCF-dependent proteasomal ubiquitin-dependent protein catabolic process
Cellular component (GO): Cul5-RING ubiquitin ligase complex; SCF ubiquitin ligase complex
Molecular function (GO): ubiquitin protein ligase binding; protein-macromolecule adaptor activity
Source: RefSeq, a predicted model, not a curated record